AUGUCUGCACUCCGAAGGAAAUUUGGGGACGAUUACCAGGUAGUGACCACCUCGUCCAGCGGCUCGGGCUUGCAGCCUCAGGGGCCGGGCCAGGGCCCGCAGCAGCAGCUUGUGCCCAAGAAGAAGCGACAGCGGUUUGUGGACAAGAACGGCCGGUGCAAUGUCCAGCACGGCAACCUGGGCAGUGAGACGAGCCGCUACCUCUCGGACCUCUUCACCACCCUGGUGGACCUCAAGUGGCGCUGGAACCUCUUUAUCUUCAUCCUCACUUACACGGUGGCCUGGCUCUUCAUGGCGUCCAUGUGGUGGGUGAUCGCCUACACUCGGGGCGACCUGAACAAAGCCCACGUCGGCAACUACACGCCCUGCGUGGCCAAUGUCUAUAACUUCCCUUCGGCCUUCCUCUUCUUCAUUGAGACCGAGGCCACCAUCGGCUAUGGCUACCGCUACAUCACCGACAAGUGCCCCGAGGGCAUCAUCCUCUUCCUCUUCCAGUCCAUUCUCGGCUCCAUCGUGGACGCCUUCCUCAUCGGCUGCAUGUUCAUCAAGAUGUCCCAGCCCAAGAAGCGCGCGGAGACCCUGAUGUUUAGCGAGCACGCGGUGAUCUCUAUGAGGGACGGGAAACUCACGCUCAUGUUCCGAGUGGGCAACCUGCGCAACAGCCACAUGGUCUCCGCUCAGAUCCGCUGUAAGCUGCUCAAAUCUCGGCAGACACCUGAGGGUGAGUUCCUUCCCCUUGAUCAACUUGAACUGGAUGUAGGUUUUAGUACAGGGGCAGAUCAACUUUUUCUUGUUUCCCCCCUCACGAUUUGCCACGUGAUCGAUGCCAAAAGCCCCUUUUAUGACUUAUCCCAGCGAAGCAUGCAAAGUGAACAGUUCGAGAUUGUCGUCAUCCUAGAAGGCAUUGUGGAAACAACUGGGAUGACUUGUCAAGCUCGAACAUCAUACACUGAAGAUGAAGUUCUUUGGGGCCAUCGUUUUUUCCCUGUUAUUUCCUUAGAAGAAGGAUUCUUCAAAGUUGAUUACUCCCAGUUCCAUGCAACAUUUGAAGUCCCCACCCCACCUUACAGUGUGAAAGAACAGGAGGAAAUGCUUCUUAUGUCAUCCCCUUUAAUAGCACCAGCCAUAACUAACAGCAAAGAAAGACAUAAUUCUGUGGAAUGCUUAGAUGGACUGGAUGACAUUAGUACCAAACUUCCAUCUAAGCUGCAGAAAAUUACUGGAAGAGAAGACUUUCCUAAAAAACUCUUGAGAAUGAGUUCUACAACUUCUGAAAAAGCCUACAGCUUGGGUGAUUUGCCUAUGAAACUUCAACGAAUAAGUUCAGUACCUGGCAACUCAGAAGAAAAACUGGUAUCUAAAACCACCAAAAUGUUGUCUGAUCCCAUAAGCCAGUCAGUGGCUGAUUUGCCACCAAAGCUUCAAAAGAUGGCAGGAGGAGCAGCCAGGAUGGAAGGGAAUCUUCCAGCAAAACUAAGAAAGAUGAACUCUGAUAGAUUCACAUAACAAAACACCCCUUCGGGCAUUAUUUACCGUUUGAUUUAGUAAUAGUCCAAUAUUUGGCGGAUGAGGUCGUCCUCUCUAAGGAAUCUGAAAGGUACAUUUCCCAUCUUCCCCCCACCCCCAUCAUAUAUGCAUAUUUGAGAACGCUUCCUUUUCAAGUAUUACUACUGUGCAGAAAGAAAAAGUUGUGAAGGGCGGACAUCAGAAGGAAGUUCUUG
Molecule: messenger RNA, 1721 nt
Organism: Hippopotamus amphibius kiboko
Lineage: Eukaryota; Metazoa; Chordata; Mammalia; Artiodactyla; Hippopotamidae
Gene: KCNJ3
Product: potassium inwardly rectifying channel subfamily J member 3
Exons: 3
Coding region: 1-1506 (501 amino acids)
Biological process (GO): regulation of monoatomic ion transmembrane transport; potassium ion import across plasma membrane
Cellular component (GO): plasma membrane
Molecular function (GO): G-protein activated inward rectifier potassium channel activity
Source: RefSeq, a predicted model, not a curated record